Messenger RNA from Saccoglossus kowalevskii, 2388 nucleotides. RefSeq lists its product as uncharacterized. The record is from RefSeq and is a predicted model, not a curated record. Lineage: Eukaryota; Metazoa; Hemichordata; Enteropneusta; Harrimaniidae.
CGUUGAACCAUCAACACACUGACAUCAACGCCAUGAAGCUUAUUCUGCUAACUGUCACUUUGCUGGUCUGCACUGCCACCGCCUCGGUCAACGUGGCAUAUGAGAAACCAGUGUUUGGCAUCAAGAAAGGAGGCAGUGAAUCAAUAGUUGACGAUAAUGACGACACGUGUGGUUCAAUCGGCGCUGAUAAAAAGAAGCCUUUCAUCAAAAUCGAUCUUGGAAGUGAGGUUCAUGUGAAUAAAAUCAGACUGACCCUUGACGAAAGCAAGAAACGUAAAUUCGAUAACAGUGUUGUGAGAGUUGGCGUACACAGUACGGCGGAGGACAACCCUGUCUGUUUCAGAAUCGACGAUAAAAAUGCACCGGUUAACAUCGAACACGACAAUCUCGACUGCUACGGAAGGUACAUUGUGAUUCAGAAAAUGGGCAAAUCGAAGCGUUCCCUUCACGUAUGCGAACUCAGGGCAUGGACUGACGACGAAGAAGAUACAGACUAUGAAUUGGUCGAUGUCGCCGCUGGUGAAACUGUGUAUGCAGCUGGGGAGGGUGACUCAUCCAAUAUUGUUGACGGUGACGUGUCAACAUGCCAUGCUAGUGGCAACAGAAAGGACCCUUACAUGAAAAUCGACCUUGGAAGAAGCCACGAGCUCCGUAGAAUCGAACUGACCCUCAACAAAGACCGUAUCCGCGCUUUUCACAACUCUGUUGUUCGAGUCGGUAGCGAGCAUGCCAUCAAAGACAAUCCAGUUUGCUUCCGCAUUGACCAAGAUAAUGCACCUGUGAACAUUGCCAAGGCGGUCGUUUGUACUGGUAGAUACUUGAUUGUUCAGAAGCUUGGAAAAGGACGUGCAAUGAAUGUUUGUGAAAUAAAAGCGUUUAUUAGAAAACAAGCACACAUUGAACCAACUGUUGAACCAACCGAGCCAGAGGUUACUGCAGCACCAAUCACAGUAGCACCAACAGUGCCAGUUGCGCCAACUGACGCCAAUGAUGUAACCACCAUUCCACCAACCAUGGCUUGUACCAAUCCCGAGGGCCUACGUAACAUCGCUGUAGGCAAAGCUGCUUCCCAGAGUUCAACCAAUCCUAAAGUCGACGGCAUCGCAUCGCUUGCUGUAGAUGGAAUCAAAGAUACCGACUUGAGAUCUGGAAAGUCGUGCACGCAGACAAACAAAGAAUUCCAGCCAUGGUGGAGUUUGGAUCUUGGAUCGUCACAGGAUGUUUACCAAGUCAUCAUUACAAACAGACAGGAUUGUUGCUCUUUCCGUCUCAAAAAUGCAGUGGUACGUGUUGGAGACAGUCCCAACCCAGCUGACAACCCAGUGUGUGGAUUGCAGGUACUUGGAAAGAGAUCCAGACAAGAACAAGUCAUCAUGAACUGCGGCUGCGGUGAUUCUAUGACUGGUAGAUACGUCAGUAUUCAGUUGAUGGACAAGACCCAAAUCAUGCAUCUAUGCGAGGUCGAGGUUAUGACGCUUUAAACACACGGUGGCAUAUCAGGUGGCUUGUCACGUGUCGUUUUUUGCAUGUUAUAGAUGAUUUUUGUUUUAACAACUGUGAAAGAUUCUUACAUUAUUUUUCACACUUCUAUGGUUCAAAAUAGGCCAUUCGAAAUAAUACAACAGAACUAUUUGAAGAUAUAGUAGACAAACAUAAAGUCAGGUAAUCUUUGUCCUUGAUAGCUAUUUAAUAUAACUAGACGUUUCGAGUAAUGUACCUUUUACUUAUCAAUGAAUAAUCUGAAUUCAGAUUAUAAAUUGGUAAAAGGGUAGAUUCAUUGGUGUUAUUAUGAAUUACGUCACGAAACCGUCAUGCAAAGUGACGUCAUUGUAAUACUUACGUAUAUGUCAUUGCUAUGAACACUAACAGUUGCGAAAACUUUUUAGGUCGAUCUAGAAAUACAAUCUUUUUCACUAUAGUGUGAAAAUAUUUGUUUGAAGUUUAUAGCUAUUUCAUAGAAGUUAACAGUAUCGCUACAAUUGAUUUCAGAUAAUUGUGUCACAGUUACUAGAAACAUCUUUAAUGAAAAAACUCAAACCUUCUUUUGAAACAUGUUCGCAUUACGACAUAGAAAUAAGUAUCGUGUAAUAGUGAUCAAAUAUACAAGUACAGUGCACGUGAGUUUAGAUUAUUUCAGCUGUCAUGAAACAUAAUUUACGUUGACAUCACUGUUAUCAGUAUUUAUGGAUAAAAUAGUACAAGUGGUUGCAGUAAAAUAUAUUGAUUGUUGUGUUUUAAUAUUUACCUUUUUUCAAACAAGUUUAACGCACACUUAACUUGGAAAAGUAUAUGCUUAGUCAGCAUAUUUGGUCCAGUGUAUCAACAUAUAUUCAGCUCAUUCGUCUACUGUAACUUGUAUAAGAUGAUUACAUGAUAAUAUUGUAUUCC